Molecule: messenger RNA, 8487 nt
Organism: Brienomyrus brachyistius
Lineage: Eukaryota; Metazoa; Chordata; Actinopteri; Osteoglossiformes; Mormyridae
Product: breakpoint cluster region protein-like
Biological process (GO): protein phosphorylation; intracellular signal transduction; positive regulation of GTPase activity
Cellular component (GO): membrane
Molecular function (GO): protein serine/threonine kinase activity; GTPase activator activity; guanyl-nucleotide exchange factor activity
Source: RefSeq, a predicted model, not a curated record
ACUGAGGGUAUGACGGGAGAUGUGAGCGAUACCGGCACGGGAGAUAUGACACCUUUCUGCUUAGCUUUUUUUUUAAGGAGAGACAGAGAAAUUGAGUGCGAGGUAGUUUUUAUCCUGUCUCUUUAAGCGACACCAACCUGUGAAAUCUCCGUCCAUCAUAUGCGGUCUAGUCCCUCCCUUUCCUGCAGCGGCCGGCCGGAGUGGGGAGUGAAUGGGGGAGAAGGGAGAGGGUCAUCGGCGGGGAGACUGAGUGAAGCUGUGCUGCAAACGCCGCCUGACGUUUCGGGGUUCAAACAUGGGAUAACUGGCUGAUCCCCCCCCGACACCAAUCGGGGCAAAAAAUGGGCAUCACUUUGACAAAUCUAAAUUGACCAUUAAGUCACUCUGCCCCCCUCCCCGUACCGCUACUUGCGGUUCUUUUCUUUUUUGGACGUUUGGUACAAUAGAGGAGUCUGGAAUCGCUGGAGAUGUUAUCUGUGCACGCUUGUCUCCUGAUGAAUGAGGACCCUGCGCAUAUGAAAUAAUCCGCCGCGGCUGUUUCAGGGGACGGUGCCCCGCGUUACUUUCGCAGCUGCAUUUCCAGAGCAUUCGUCGUGUGAGGCAGGUGUUCAUUGUGGCUUUCCGGGCUUGCUCUUGUUUUGUUGUUGUUGUGCUGUUGUUGAUAUUGUAAUUUCAUUCGGUGAUCCGCGGUAACGGUAAAGCGGAGAAUGCGCGGUGUCUUUCAGUUGCAUUUUUAUGCGUCUUUCUAUUGUUAACUGACAAAUCGCUUGACUCUUGAUGUUAUUGGCACCGAUUAAUGGCCACUACAGACAGGGACUGAGAUGAAAACAUUAGUAUGGACGCGCUGAUUGCCUAAAAGACGAUCCGUGGAAUAGCUUGAGAACGGAGAACAAGUACCAUUGGACUAUCAACAAUGGUGGAGCCGGUGGGGUUUGUGGAGGCAUGGAAGGCGCAGUUUCCCGAAUCCGAUCCCCCCAAGAUGGAACUGAAAUCCGUGGGGGGCAUCGAGCUGGAGCUGGAGAAGUGCAAAGCGUCCAUCCGACGGCUGGAGAUGGAGGUGAACAAGGAGCGCUUCCGCAUGAUCUACCUGCAGACGCUGCUGGCCAAGGAGAGGAAGAGCUACGACCGGCAGCGAUGGGGCUUUCGCGGGGCGUCCCAUCCGAGUGACGGCGAGCGCCCCCCCGGCGCUGAUCCCCAGCCGCCGCAUCUUGCCCCUGGCCAGGAGCAAGGGCACGGGGACCGAAGCAGAUUCCACCCUGUUGGGGAGGAGAGGCCAAGGCCCUGCCCCCCAGCUCCCCGCAGGUCCUCCUCUCAUGGCGACAGUCUUGAACCCACAUUGGCGGGAGACAGGCACCUCCCAGUGGUUGCUGCAGAGAUGGACAGGUGUCGGUAUUUCGGGGAUGGUGAAAUGGACAAACUAUCUCCCUCCAAGAGGGGAGGGGUCUCCUCUCGCAGAUCGGGGGCAGUGUCCUCCAUGCCGUGCGACAAGGAUCCUCCACCCGACCCUCCCAUCAAAGAGAAGCCCGGCAUGGGUUUAGGGGUGGCAGCCCUAAGGUCCAACUUUGAGCGGGCCAAGAGGGCCAACUGGCCUGCAUUUGGGGAUGGGAAGGGGGCUGCUGAGCGGGCUCUCUUCUCCAGUGUGGAGUACCACCAAGACCGGGGCUUGGCGAGAGCCAGUGACCGCGAAGUCCAGGAUGCACUCAGUAGCCAGGCCGUGCAGAUGGAGCGGCAGCGAUCGCUGGCCAGGGCGGCGGUGGAGACCCGCAGAGCUGGGCACCGGGGCCGCUCUGCCGAGGGCCACUGUGGCGGUUACGAGGCCGAGGGGGAGGACGCCGAAUCCGACACGCGGCAUCCCAAAGAGGGGCUGGUCCAUGCAAAUGGGGGGAAGCCACACCAGCCGCCCUGGCAGCAGACUGAAUUCCAGCCCUACCCCAGCGUCUAUGUGAGUGAGGGCGAUGGGCGGGGCGUGAGCCAAAGGGACCGGAGUGGGGACGAGGCUCCAACAACCUGGCCCCGGAGGUCCUAUUCGCCGAGGAGCUUCGAGGACGUCGGCGGGGGCUACACGCCUGACUGCAGCUCCAAUGAGAACCUGACAUCCAGUGAGGAGGACUUCUCCUCGGGCCAGUCGAGCCACGUGUCGCCCAGCCCCACUGCCCACCGUCCCUUCCCAACGCGGGAGAAGAGCCGGUCGCCGUCCCAGAAUUCCCAGCAGUCCUUGGACAGCAGCAGCCCCCCCACCCCUCAGUCUCAGAAGCGUCACAAGCACCACGUCCUGGUGUCAGAGGCGGCCGUCGUGGGCGUUCGGAAAACCGGGCAGAUCUGGCCCAACGAUAGUAACUGCACCCUGUCCAGCCGGACUUCACACGACAACAGUUUCCAUGGAGACGUAGACUCUUCCUUGGGCGGGACGCCGCCCAGCUACGGCUAUGACGCCGACCGCGCGGAGGAGCAGCGGCGCCAUCACGACAUGAUGCCCUACAUCGAUGACUCGCCCUCCUCCUCCCCCCACCUGAGCUCCAAGAGUCGCAGCAGUCGGGACACGCUGUCCUCAGGCUCGCUGGAGUCCUCCAAGUCGACCGAGCUGGACCUGGAGAAGGGCCUGGAGAUGCGGAAGUGGGUGCUGUCUGGCAUCCUGGCCAGCGAGGAGACGUACCUCAGCCACCUGGAAGCUCUCUUACUGCCCAUGAAGCCUCUGAAGGCAGCAGCUACCACCUCCCAGCCAGUACUCACCAUCCAGCAGAUCGAGACCAUCUUCUUCAAAGUGCCUGAGCUCUAUGAGAUCCACAGAGAGUUCUACGACGGGCUCCUACCCAGGGUGCAACAGUGGAAUCACCACCAGCGGGUGGGCGACCUCUUCCAGAAGCUGGCCAGUCAGCUGGGACUCUACCGCGCCUUUGUGGAUAACUACACUGUCGCCGUGGAGACCGCGGAGCGGUGCUGCCAGGCCAACACGCAGUUUGCCGAGAUCUCGGAGAACCUCAAGGUCAGGACCACAAAGGACUGCAGAGACCAGACCACCAAGAGCUCUCUGGAAGCUCUCCUCUACAAGCCAGUGGACAAAGUCACCAGAAGCACACUGGUGCUACACGACCUCCUGAAGCACACGCCCCCCAGCCACCCGGACCACCCCUUGCUGCAGGACGCCUUGCGUAUCUCCCAGAAUUUCCUGUCCAGCAUCAAUGAGGAGAUCACGCCCCGGCGCCAGUCCAUGACCGUCAAGAAGGGGGAGAACCGGCAGCUGCUGAAGGACCGCUUCAUGGUGGAGCUGGUGGAGGGUAACCGAAAGCUGAGACACGUCUUUCUGUUCACCGACCUGCUGCUCUGCGCCAAGCUAAAAAAGCAGAUUGGCGGGAAGAGCCAGCAAUAUGAUUGCAAGUGGUACAUCCCUCUGGCUGACCUGACCUUUCAGGCCGCCGACGAGUCCGAACCGCCGCCCAUCCCCCAGGUCCCGGACGAGGAGAUUGACGCCCUUAAGGUCAAGAUCUCCCAGAUCAGGGCUGAGAUCCAGAGGGAGAAGAGGGCCAACAAGGGAACCAAGGCCGCUGAGCGACUGAGGAAGAAACUGUCCGAGCAGGAGUCACUCCUUCUGCUGACCUCGCCCAACAUGGCUCUGCGGGUGCACAACCGCAGCGGCAAGAGCUACAUGUUCCUGAUUUCGUCAGACUACGAGCGGGCGGAGUGGAGGGAGACCAUCCGUGAGCAACAGAAGAAGUGUUUCAAAAGCUUCUCGCUAUCCUCGAUGGAGCUGCAGAUGCUGACCAACUCAUGCGUGAAGCUGCAGACCGACCAUCACAUCCCCCUCUCCGCCAACAAAGAAGAUGAGGAUGAUCCAGGACUCUAUGGGUUUCUGAAUGUGAUCGUCCAUUCAGCUUCUGGCCUAAAGCAGAGCCUAAAUCUCUACUGCACAUUGGAGGUUGAUUCUUUCGGCUACUUUGUGAACAAGGCCAAGACGCGAGUUUACCGCUACACCACCGAACCCAACUGGAAUGAGGAGUUCGAGAUCGAACUGGAGGGAUCGCAGACGCUGCGGCUGCUUUGCUAUGAGAAGUGCUACAACAAGAGCCGUCCGAACAAGGAAGAUGGGGAGAGUACAGACAGGAUGAUGGGAAAAGGGCAGGUCCUGCUGGACCCCCAGAGCCUCCAAGGAAAGGAUUGGCAGAGAACAGUGGUGCCCAUGAACGGGAUUGAAGUGAAGCUCUCCAUGAAGUUCACUAGCCGCGAGUUCAGUCUGAAGAGGAUGUCGUCACAGAAACAGACUGGCGUGUUCGGGGUGAAAAUCUCAGUGGUGACCAAACGGGAGCACUCCAAGGUGCCCUACAUCGUCCGACAGUGUCUGGAGGAGAUCGAACGCAGGGGCAUGGAGGAAGUGGGCAUCUACCGUGUGUCGGGAGUAGCCACUGACAUCCAGGCCCUGAAGGCCGCCUUCGACACCAAUAACAAAGACGUGUCGGUGAUGAUGAGCGAGAUGGACGUGAACGCCAUCGCCGGCACCCUGAAGCUGUACUUCCGGGAGCUUCCCGAGCCGCUCUUCACCGACGAGCUGUACUCCAACUUCGCCGUGGGCGUCGCUCUGUCUGACAGCGUGGCCAAAGAGAGCUGCAUGUUGAACCUGCUGCUGUCACUCCCGGAGCCCAACCUGGUCACUUUCCUCUUCCUGCUGGACCACCUUAAGAGGGUGGCUGAGAAAGAGAGCAUCAACAAGAUGUCCCUACACAACCUGGCCACUGUCUUUGGUCCCACCCUGCUCCGGCCCUCUGAGAAGGACAGCAAGAUUCCGGCCAAUCCCACGCAGCCCAUCAGCAUGAGUGACAGCUGGUCGCUGGAGGUCAUGUCCCAGGUCCAAGUGCUUCUCUACUUUCUGCAGUUGGAGACCAUUCCCACACCUGACAGCAAGCGUCAGAGCAUACUCUUCUCCACAGAGGUGUAGUCCUUCAGGCGCCGAUGUUGGAGGAAGAAUGCAAAAAAACGAGAGAGAGAGAGCGAGAGAGAAAGAGAGAGAGCGAGGGACAGCAGAAGACAGAGCUUAGGGAAAACCCUCCGUGGCUGAAGACCCUUUGCACUCCCCUUCCCACAUUCUUCUCCUGGAUAGCAGUUGUGGCAGAAUUGCUCCUGCCCUGACUUGUGUUUCACAGCACAGCCCCCAGGGGGCACCAGAAACUUACCAAUUCCCAUGAGAAGUAAGGACACGAAAGGGGCAUCCCUAAAAUCACUUCGCUUCACUAGCGUGAGGAGUUUUGUGCAAACUGACGUUUGCUUUUCGUAAAGUCUGUACCUUAGUGUUUUACUUUAGAAGCCUAUAGCUUAUGUGCAAUGCUCAUAAGGUCACUGUGGAGAACAUGAAUACUGUCCAACACCUCACAGGAGUUCCAUUAGAGACUGACCAGCUGUUAAGAGAAGUCGUAGAUAAAUUUUUGUUUUCCCUGCUUGUAAUGAACCACCAUGACUUAAAAACAGCUUUCUAUUGUGUGGGUACCGUAGCCGCAAAGCAUCAUGGGUAGCUUGUUCCAUCUCAUUGUGAUUGGCCGAGGGGGAGGCUGUUCCAUGAGAGGGACCUGCGGCCAGAAUCACUCUUAGGAUAUUUUAGAGGAGCCGAGUUCACCUGAAUAAGUCCCCAAGAGGCUCUCUGAGGUUGCCAGUAUUGAGUGGUGUGUGUUAAUUCCACUGCCAGGGACAUAUUGGGGAUUUUUGAUGAGGGAUACAGCAGAUCAGAGAGGGGGAGGGACACGUCACGACUGUCAUGGAAGGAGGAAUCAAGAGAUCAACAGCAAUCCACUGGAGUUCAGCCCAGGGGAGGGUGUGAUAUUAAGACUGCUUUCACUUCCAUUCUGGAAGGAAUUCAUCACUUUUGGAAAAAUGGGGGGUGGGGGGCGUUUUGUGUGUUUUUGUCAGAGGAAGAAAUAUUAGACUAGUGAUGUUUAUAGAUGGAAGGGGCAUUGACACCAUGGGGGGUACAGGUGUCACUUGGUCUGUCUUUGGGCCCCUAUAUUCCCUUGGCUGGGGAGGUGCCCAAACGGUUACUUUUUCUAUGGUUGACCCAUAAAUCAAAAGCCAUAUUUUCUUGACUGCAGCAUUUUCACGCCUGGUCCCCUUUGGGGAAAACGUCAACGAGGAGAACGAAGAGGUUUACAAAGUUCUGCCUCGGUGUUUGUCGAGUUAUUUUGUUUUGUUCUGCUUUGUCGGAGUAGUAAAUUCAGAUGGGAUCUGCGUCGCUCUGAACGCUUUGUGUCGGAGGUUAUGCUGGCGGCGGGAUGAGCUGCCACUCUGCGGUGUCUUCGGGAGACAGCGAUGGGUCAGAGUUGUCAUAGCGGUUCAUUCCCCCCAAAGAAAAUAAUGAAAAUAAAAGUGCUGAUUCCUGUGUUAUAUUGUAAUUCUACUGGCACAUUCCCGGUCAUUUAAGCUGCUUUGGAUUUAAUUAUUCAGUUUCUUCUGUAGUUAUCACAGAUAAGAGUGUCCGUGCCAGGAUGCAUGUCUGUAAUACUGAUAAGCACUUCAGUUAGAAGGCACAACGUGAAUUGCGAGUGCUCAGGGGCCAUCGCCGUCACGAUUUGGGACACAUCGCGCCCUUGGUGGAUCCUGAGUCUGGGGGAAGGGUCUAUAUUGUUUUCUUUAGCUUUUCUGAGACCUCAGCAAGAGCAGCACCAUUGUGCCAAAGUUUACCUGUAUCUCAUUCUGGAAAACGGUUUGGCAGUUUUUUUUUUUGAAGGAUAGUUCAGAAAAGGUAAAUUAUUUUGGUUUAAAUGCAAACUGAUAGUAAUAAGAUAAGUUCUGUGUCUUGGUUAGAACAUGCAGGCAUGUUGGGAUGUUAUUUUUUGUGUGUAUGUGUGUCCAGUUAUUUUUGUUUGCUGCUUCUCGUCAUUGUCAUUUGUUCUGGAAAUUGUUGCUGAGUUGAUAAGUACAAAGCCGGCCUGCUUCAGUUGGGAGGCCUAAACUGCGACAUACCCAGCCGGUGUUCGUGAGUCGGGAGGCGGGGGAAAAUGUUUUUAUAGUGAUCCUCUCACUGUGGUGUCCCCACUGAUCGCUUGUAACGGUGCUGCCGAGCUUCGGAUACUGACCUCAUGUAGGAAGGGGGGGUGGGACGUUGGCGAUUUUCUGUAGGUCGGUCUGUGUACAUUUUGUAAGGAGAAAUGGCAUGUGGGAGACUGAAUCCCAUUGUCUGCUUGUUGUCAUAGUAAGUUUGACGUGCGUACAUCUAUAUAUUUAUAAGGUACGUAUUUGUUGAUAUAUCCAGCAUAAAUAUAUAGAUCAUGUCAAAUAUCCUGUCAUUGUCAUAGAACGUUGUCAUAUAAAUUAAGUAUAUUUCAGUCCUUGGUUAGAGGUCCAGCAAGGCAACGAUGGCUGUUUGAUGUUAUAACUCCUGCCAUCAGCUGCUCAGUGUUAAUUAAAGGUAUGUGUUCGGAGCUUUGGCUGCGAUCUCGGGGGUCCCACUCGUCUAUAUUUGUGCAGAUACGUCCACCACCGUAUUGCUUGAGUGGCCGAUGAAUCUGUUGGUAAUUGCGGUACGUAAGUAUGUUGUGUGUUUUCCCACCCUCACCCGUUCUUACUACCUCACUGUUCAUCCACGCAACCUCAGAAUGAUCUAUCCAUCCCCUCUCCGUGACCGUCUUUGAUCGCAGGAAUGCUGCACCAGCAAGUUAAUCUUUUAAUAAGUACAUCGUGUUGCAGAAGUGGUGGCAGAAACAGACUUUGGUCCCUUUUCCAUCGCCGCCUUUUGUUUUUGGUGUAGAUUAAGUGCACAGCUGAACUGGCAGGUGCAGAAUUUUCCCCUUACAGAACCAUAUCCCUGUCUGUUCGUUCAUAUUUUUGAUUCGCGUUUAUGCUAAAAUUGCCCCAAGUACUUGUCUCACAUACCCCACAUUGUCUUGUGUUUUGUUUGAUUGUCUUGCUUGUUUGUUCUUACUUGUAACAGUCAUGACAGGAAAAGCUUUGAAAGAAUGGAGGGUUAUAUUAAAUGAGAGGCUCAGCUAGAAUUGGCAUAAAGAAGAGUUUAAUUUCAGUCGGUAGUCAUUCCACAACUGUGUCUCGGGUCAGAGGUCCUGGCCUUUUUCUGUGGAAAAAGCUUGUGUAAGAUUAGCUAUAAUAAUAUUCAUUAAAUAUGUAAAAUAUGUUGGGAUUAAAAUGAGAUGUUGUCUAAUUUGUCUGUGGAUGGUUUGAUAUUACAUACCCUUGACCACUGUGUGAUCAAUGACCUAUGUUCUCCCAUUCUGAGAGGCGUGUAAAAGACUCAUAUUUAAUUCAGGUGAUCUUUCUGUGGCCAAGGCCUGCAGUGCUGUCUGACUCGAUGGGGAGCUCGUCGACUGGCUGCAGCGGUGAAAGGCUAAGCUGGGUUCGAUAUUUUCAUUUUUUGAUUCCUUCCCCAAGCCGGCAUUGGAGUUCUGAUGGCGUUUCUGCGAGGGAAUACUGCUGUGUCCGGAAAUGAAAUUCUGGGAGGACGUUUGAAGUCUCUAUUUGUACACGAACUGUUAAAUAAAAUCUCCUGUAUCUAUGUAA